Messenger RNA from Phragmites australis (common reed), 1148 nucleotides. RefSeq names its product peptidyl-tRNA hydrolase, mitochondrial-like. Bases 80 to 841 code for a protein of 253 amino acids. Gene Ontology annotation, molecular function: peptidyl-tRNA hydrolase activity. The transcript has 8 exons. The record is from RefSeq and is a predicted model, not a curated record. Lineage: Eukaryota; Viridiplantae; Streptophyta; Magnoliopsida; Poales; Poaceae.
CUUGUUUACGCGGUUCGGACCCGGACCCGCUGAUCCGUAAUCGCGUGGUAUAAAAUCACCGGCGGCGCCCGCGUCGGUGAUGCGGCUUCUCUCCGGCGUCCUGGGCUCCGCGUCUGCCGCGUUCGCCCGCUUCGGAUUCUCGCGCGUAUCCUUCGAUCGAGCGAACCCCAGAACCAUGACGGCUCCCUCUCCCGCUUGUAAAGCCGCCGCAUCUUCGUCCGCCACUGCCGGCGCCGGCGCCGCCCAGAAGCCGUGGCUCUUCGUCGGUUUGGGGAACCCCGGAAGGAUGUACAAAGGGACUCGGCACAACGUUGGAUUUGAGAUGAUUGAUGCUAUCGCAGAAGCUGAGGGCAUUUCUGUCAGCAGUAAGCAAUUUAAGGCGAUCGUUGGGAAAGGCCUCAUUGGUGAUGUCCCCAUAAUGCUUGCCAAGCCACAAACUUUUAUGAAUGCAAGUGGUGAGUCUGUUGGGCAACUGGUUUCAUAUUUCAAGAUACCACUCAAUCAAUUAGUUGUGAUCUAUGAUGAUCUAGAUUUGCCCUUUGCGAAAUUGCGUCUGCUGCCAAAGGGGGGCCAUGGUGGACAUAAUGGGAUGAGGAGUAUUAUCGACCAUUUGAAACAGAGCCAUGAUUUUCCACGUCUAAGAAUUGGCAUUGGACGGCCACAUGGGGAGAUGGGCGUUAUCAGUUUUGUUCUACGCUCAUUCAACAAGCAAGAACAAGAAGAGCUUGAUUUCACGUUACGCAGGGGCUUGCAGGCAGUAAGGAUCAUUGUACAGGAAGGAUUCAACAAGGGUGCAACAUUUGUGAACACGCCGCAGCCAUCAGAAAUGUUGAAUAGAUGAAAAUUAUUGUAUUCAGACACGUAUAGAUUCGCACAAUUGCGCAAAGCACAGGGCCAUUGCCCGUGCAGAUAUGUACUACCCUGGUCGGUCUGUAGAGUUUCUCAUUUGAUCACAUCAUCACGCAGCAAACGUGUAAGGUGGAUUCGCAUGAUUGUCUUCAAGUCAUGCGAUUCCUUUGGAUCCCUGCCUUUUUGUUUGUUCUGCGAUAACUUGAUAGGCGUACUACUCAGAUCAUUUUGUUGAGUUCAUUUGAUCACAACCAUCGCACAGCAAAUGUUUUAAAUUGGAUUCAGAUGAUUGUUUCCAA